AUGUCGGACAGGAGUAGGGACAGUGCCGCUGGCGAAGAAAGGGCGCCAAUAGACAAGCUUACUGUGGUUGAUAGCCGCACCUCUUUGUCCUACGACAUCCCAAUUAUCAACAAUGCCGUCAAGGCUACGGAUUUCAGGAGGAUAUCGGCCCAAGAACCCACUGCAAGCCCUCUUGAACGGGGGGCAGCAGGGUUAAAGAUUUUGGAUCCUGGGUUCCAGAAUACCGCCGUCGCCGAGUCCUCAAUUACCUACAUAGACGGAGUGAAGGGAACAAUCCAGUACCGGAACUAUAUGCUGGAUGAACUGAUCGAAAAACAUGACUUCGAUGAUGUAUCCUUUUUACUCGUGUGGAACCAUCUACCGUCAAGGGAAAAGAAGCUUGAUUAUCGUACAAAACUUGCCGGUAGGAUGAAUCCACCACAGUCCGUGGCCGAUACCGUGAAAUGUUUCCCACGCAAUGCCCCAUACCACUUGAUAUUCGUGGCCGGCUUAACGGCCUGGGCUGCGACGAACCCAACCACGAUCCCCAUUUACAUGGGUAAAGAGCUUUAUCUGGGCAAAAUGGAUGCCGUUGAUGAAGGCGUUCUUCGCACGAUGGCCGCCUCCAUCGGCUUAACAGCCCUAAUUUACUGCCAUUACGAAGGGCGGGAGAUCAGCCCCUCCGACCCGAAUGCCUCAUUGGCAGAGAAUAUUCUCCUGAUGAUGGGAGUCGUCGACCAAACAACCAAGUUGCCUGAUCCCAAAAUGGUGCGCAUCUUGAAUAGUCUUUGGAUUGUGUACGGAGACCAUGAGAUGACGAACUCAACUGCAGCGAGUCUCCAUGUUGGGUCUGGGCUAGCCGAUCCCAUGAGCUGCGUCAGUGCCGCUGCGUGUUCGCUCUCUGGCCCUCUGCAUGGGGGAGCAAUUGAUCUCGCAUACAAGGCCUUUGAGCGCAUCGGCAAGAAGGAGAAUGUGCCGCAGGCGAUAGAAGAUGUUAAAGCAAAAAAGUUCCGGCUUUCAGGCUAUGGGCACCGGAUCUACAAAACAGUCGAUCCUCGUGUCAAACACCUGAAGAAGGCACUGGAAGAAUUAUCAGGCAACAUUGCUGGGAAUUCCCACUUGUCCGUCGCGUUGGAGAUUGACCGAAUUGCUUCCCAAGACCCUUACUUCUCUUCUCGAAACUUGAACACCAAUGCCGAUCUCUACGGAUGCUUUGUGUUUUCUGCCAUGGGGUUUAAACCCGAGAUUGUGACGGCCCUGAUGCUGGGGGGGCGAGUAAGCGGUGUUUUAGCUCAUUGGCGUGAACAGAUGGGGAAACCUACCACUCUAUGGCGGCCGCUCCAAAUUUUCACAGGCGAAAGGGCCAAGUUGUGAUUAGUCCUUGACAAUGCCCGCGGACACCUACCAUAUACGUAACUUAGCUAUAUUUGAUAAUAUAUAAUGAGAG
Messenger RNA from Aspergillus ochraceoroseus IBT 24754, 1426 nucleotides. RefSeq lists its product as uncharacterized. The coding region runs from base 1 to 1353 and encodes 450 amino acids. Lineage: Eukaryota; Fungi; Ascomycota; Eurotiomycetes; Eurotiales; Aspergillaceae. Gene Ontology annotation, cellular component: mitochondrial matrix. Gene Ontology annotation, biological process: carbohydrate metabolic process; tricarboxylic acid cycle. The transcript has 5 exons. The record is from RefSeq and is a predicted model, not a curated record.